Bradysia coprophila is the source of this 1837-nucleotide messenger RNA. RefSeq names its product zinc finger CCCH-type with G patch domain-containing protein. The record is from RefSeq and is a predicted model, not a curated record. Gene Ontology annotation, cellular component: nucleus. Gene Ontology annotation, molecular function: DNA-binding transcription repressor activity, RNA polymerase II-specific; metal ion binding; RNA polymerase II cis-regulatory region sequence-specific DNA binding. Lineage: Eukaryota; Metazoa; Arthropoda; Insecta; Diptera; Sciaridae. Gene Ontology annotation, biological process: negative regulation of transcription by RNA polymerase II.
AAGGUUGAUCUGUCAACUCUGUCUGGCGCAUCAGUUGUAGUUUUUUUUUUUAUUUAUUUACUAAAAGGAAAAUGUUUUAUUGUAAAUAAGGACUACAAAAGGUCCAAUUUACAAACAAUUUUCUUAAUGGACCACAAUAUUUACGGUCUGUGAAUUUGUUAUCAUUGCUUUUGUUGUCCAAUGUGUAUCAAUUCGAAUCAAAUCACUUUUCAAACUCGAAACAAAACUAAAUGAGUGAUCGUAAUGUCUGAAGCAGAACUCUUAACGUCGAUAGACGAAUAUCAAACCCAACUCAUUCAAGUAGAGAAAACAAUUGCAUUAUGUACCGACCCGACACAACGUGAUUCAUUGGAGAAUCUGAGAAAGGAUCUGACCGAAUUGUUGGAUCUAACCAAGGAGCAACUGAAUGAGCUUGGUAGUGGCCAAUCAACAGAUCCGUUCGAAGAUGAAAUGAAACUAUUUUUAUCGGAAAUUCGUAGCGUUGAACAAUCGGAAGACGUCGCGGAAGACGUCGAUGAAAAUUUUGAAGCGAGAAUUGAAACCAUCAAGACUCAAUUGACCGAAAUUGUGGGAAAGAAAUUCCUGGCGCCUUACAACUCAUGGAACGGCAAGGCAUUUCACAACGCAUUCGUAUGCAGUUUGGACGACACGACCGAUUACGAUGAAACUGUUACUUUGGACAACAUCAAAAUUAAAGUUCUGUUCAUCAAUCCGACACAUCGAGACAUGGUACCAUGUUCGUACUUCUUGGACGGUAGCUGCAAAUUCGAUUCAGACCGAUGUCACUAUUCCCAUGGCGAACUCGUAUUGUACAAAGAGUUACAGGAUUAUAAAGAGCCGAAUUUUCAACUGCUGCAACAAAUGAAAUGUCCAGUGCUUGUGAAACAGAGUGAUCGUAUUUGGCACAGAGGUAGAGUGACGUCGAGCAAUUUCGACGAGCAGCGUUGCACAGUAAAAUUGGAGCAAAACAAUAAAGAGAUCUGUUGUGAAUUUCCGGAUGUCUUACCUAUGCAUUGUGACAGUCCAACAUCAGAAGAUGAAUCAUCCGAUUCUAAUAGCUACGGCGAGGAGCGCCACAAACAAAUUCUAGUUGACAGAACACUAUUGAAUCCAUCAACAGACGGAGUUCUGGGCGAAUGGGAGAAACACACCAAGGGCUUCGGUUCGAAAAUGAUGCAGAAAUUCGGCUACAUUCUCGGAACUGGCCUGGGCAAUAAUGGCGAAGGCAUUGUCGAUCCAGUACAGAUACAAAUUCUACCGGCGGGCAAGAGUUUGGAUUAUUGCAUGGAGCUAAGGGAACGAGCCAACGGUGACAAGGACUUGUUUAACGUUGAUAGAAAGUGGAAAAAGCAGCAAAAGAAACAGGAACUAGUGAAUGCUCGCGCAUACGAACGGAAUCGUCAAAGUAGCAACGUCUUCAAUUUCCUAAACGAUAGUAUCCUUGCCACUAUGGAUGGUGGUCGUGACGCAGUCCCGACACCGCAGGCCCAAACUCAGCCGAAGCCUGUUGAGCUUAAAACGCAUUCGACCAAAAAUUUGAAUGUUGCCGCGUUUAAGUUGGGCGAAGACAUUAAAAAGCUGGAGAAGGACAUCCAAAGUGUGAAGGAUUCCAUGGCGCGACAACAACGCGGAACACCUGUAUAUAGCAAAUUAAGUGCAAAGUUGAGUUCAAAGCAUUCGGAAUUGACUGAGUUGAAGAAAUCAGAGAAAAAUGUGACAAGUGAACAAAUAUUCCGGAAGGAUAAGUCUAAGUUGACGAUAUUCUAGAUGUGCGACGUGCCGUGUAAGUGUUUCUUAUUUUGUUUAUUCAAUAAAAUUGUUUUUUUUUUCUGGUCGA